Messenger RNA from Trichosporon asahii var. asahii CBS 2479, 1674 nucleotides. RefSeq names its product peptidyl-diphthamide biosynthesis. Bases 1 to 1674 code for a protein of 557 amino acids. Gene Ontology annotation, biological process: protein histidyl modification to diphthamide. The transcript has 3 exons. Gene Ontology annotation, molecular function: 2-(3-amino-3-carboxypropyl)histidine synthase activity. NCBI's taxonomy places the organism in Eukaryota, Fungi, Basidiomycota, Tremellomycetes, Trichosporonales, Trichosporonaceae. The record is from RefSeq and is a predicted model, not a curated record.
AUGUCGGCAGAUGCCUUCUUCGCGCCGGCAACGCACGCCCUCGAGGCUGAGGUCGAGGUCGAGGGUGGCGCUAUGGCGCCAGACACGCUCUCCCUCGAGGAGGCGUUCGAUGUCGAGGCUACUGCGAAGCUAAUUCUUGACGGAGGCUACAAAGUUUCUACCGGCGCACAGGCGUAUGUUCUCGCCGACAGCACGUACGGUGCAUGCUGUCCUGACGUCCUGUCGUGCUUGCACCUCCCGGCAGAUCUGCUAGUGCACUACGGACACGCCUGCUUGACUCCCACGGACGCGCUCCCGGUGCACUACGUGUUCCCGCGUGCUGAACUCGACCCGACGACCGCGGCGCAGGAGCUCGUCGAGCUUGCGAAGAAGGAGGGUGACCUUGGAGACUCGGCUGGCGUUAUUUGGGAUGUGUCGUAUGACUGGAGGGCGGACGAGAUUGAGAAGGCAUUCCGCGCCGUGCUCCCGGAGACUAAGCUCGAGUUCGCGCGGAUCAACCGCCCCAGCCUCGUGAAUGCGCGCAAGGAGCUGCCCACCGACCCUCCGCGAACAGGUGGAUGCUGCGCGACGGAUAAGUCGACGGAGGGGUGCUGCUCAUCGGAGAAGACAGCAGGCGGGUGCUGCUCGACGGAACAGCCAGCUGGUGGAUGCUGUUCUGCAGACCAAGCAGCGAACGGGUGCUGCUCCGCCCCGACAGCGGAUGAGGCUGAGAUGGAGGCGCAGUGCGAGGACGAGGCGUCUGGAUCAGUUACGAGCGGUGCCGUUCCCGCCGCGGCGCCGCUAGCCAAGGCGCAAUCCACUUCUGCCCCCGCCUUGCGCCGAGUACCGGCCGGCUCUGUCCUGUUCUACCUCGGCCCGGACUCACGCUCCCUGAUGAAUUUGCAGAUGGAGCACUCCUCGACCCCCAUCUUUGCGUACGACACCGAUUCGGGAGCUCGCGCGAUCACCGGAGCUUCGCGCCAACUCUCGCGCCGAUUGUACGCCGUGCACCAGGCUAUGGCUUCCGACGUGUUCGGUCUGGUGGUGGGCAACAUUGGCCUGAAGAGCUCUCAGCCGCUAGUCCAGAUGCUCCGCGACGAGCUCCGCGCACACCAGAAGAAGAGCUAUACUCUCAGUGUUGGCCGAUUGAACCCCGCCAAGCUCGCGAACUUUGCCGAGAUCGACUGCUUCAUCCUGAUCGGAUGUAGCGAAGGCGGCGUGGUCGACAACCCGAAGGACUUCCUGAAGCCGAUUGUGACGCCGCACGAGGCACUGCUCGCUCUGCGUGGUGCCGAUUGGGACCCGUCGAAGUGGACGCUGGACAUCGACUCGGUGCUGCAGGAGGCGAAGGAGGGCAGGGACGCCGACGCGGGCGAUGCGGAAGCCGACGGCGAGUCCCGCGAGAAGGACCUCGACUUCGACCUCAUCUCAGGCACAUACCGUGUGAAGCGGACAUUCGUGGAGAAGGAGGACGACCUGGUGCAGGGCACGCAGGACCUGACGCUGCGCAACCAGCAAUGGUCGCUUGCGAACCUCGAGAACUCGGCUGGUUCGCUCUUCCUCCAGAACCGUUCCUUCCAGGGCCUCGAGCCGCGAUACGGCCAGGACGAGCCGUCGACGCUCGAGCAGGGCCGUUCCGGCAUUGCCCGCGGAUACACCGAGGAGAAGGACGAGCGACACCGCGAAAUCCAGUAG